Messenger RNA from Parnassius apollo (apollo), 447 nucleotides. NCBI's taxonomy places the organism in Eukaryota, Metazoa, Arthropoda, Insecta, Lepidoptera, Papilionidae. The record is from the annotation of a GenBank genome assembly.
AUGAAGAGCCGCAAGUGGACCAUGCGCUUAUUUUAUCAUUUCCUGGACCUCGCAGUUAUAAAUUCAUGGGUUAUGUUCAAGAAGGUAAAUAAUAUAAAAGGAUAUGAUCAACUUCUCAAUUUGGGUACAUUUAGACUAGAACUUGCCGAAACCCUCUGCAAAUUGGGUCUACCUGCAAAUGGCGCUAAACGUGGUCGACCUAGUGGGAGCACAAUACAAAGAGAACUUGUAAUGAAGAAGUUCCGAGGACCAGCUCAAGCAAUUCCUUUGAAAGACGUCAGAUUGGAUCAGACAUGUCAUUGGGCAGUUUGGCUGGAUAAGCAGCAGAGGAUUGAAUCGGUAAACACUACAGAUGAUUUAGCCUCAGAUAUCAUAAAUGAUUGGCUGCAGGAAGAUGAUUUACUGGGCGAAGAUGAAGAGAUUGCCAAAGACGGCGGCUGUGUGUGA